Messenger RNA from Cydia splendana, 5218 nucleotides. Its product is annotated as solute carrier organic anion transporter family member 4A1-like. The transcript has 14 exons. The record is from RefSeq and is a predicted model, not a curated record. The coding region runs from base 603 to 2750 and encodes 715 amino acids. Gene Ontology annotation, biological process: sodium-independent organic anion transport; transmembrane transport. NCBI's taxonomy places the organism in Eukaryota, Metazoa, Arthropoda, Insecta, Lepidoptera, Tortricidae. Gene Ontology annotation, cellular component: plasma membrane. Gene Ontology annotation, molecular function: protein binding.
UUUUUAUCUCAAAAUUCGGACUCCAGAAUUCGCCAAUCCCUAUAAACUAUUUCUUGAUCUAAAGCUUAUGGUAUGUUCUUCCGGCCAAACAGGUAUUGCAGAACCACAUUCAUAUACACUCAACAACGCCUUUCUUACGAAGGUUAAAGGUUGAAUAUCACUUAGUUCUUGAACUUAGUUAACUUGGUGAAGGUAGCGAUUGACCAAGUUAUUCAAGCGCUCGGUAAAGCCUUUAUUUGAGGGUUAUAAGGCUGUUUUUUGCGUGGUUUUUUUUAUUAUGGUGUUGUAGGUCCUUGACCGCGGUAAACUAUAGGUGUGCGCGCAGUGUACCGCGCGACAGGUGCGCGGGAGCACGCACUUUCCGUUUUGUUACGUUUCGUUUUACGUCAGUAGUUUCGUUGUGUCAGUUUUGUUACGGGAAAGUGUGUUUGUUCGGUUACAAGUGAUCCUGUGACAAGAUUAUGUGUGUCUAGUUGAAAUCAGAUUAUAAUUAAAAAUCUUGAGAUUAGUGUGUGUGCGUCAAACUUGUUUGAUGUGUGUUGUUUCUUGUUGGAUUUAAGUGACAUGGGAUUUUGAUUGGAUUACUUAAUUGCAGCCCGAAGAUGUCCGCCGCGGGGGUGGUAAACAAGGCCUUUGACGCAGGCGACGAUGGCUUUCAAACCAUCGACCUGCGACCGCGCCGAGAGGACGCACAGGCUACAAUGCGUGAAUCAGAACCCGAACCCGAACGGCAGACAGAAUCCGGGCCCGAGCUGCGGUGCGGCUGGGGUGCGCUGCGACCGUGCUGGCUGCAGCGGUUCAGGACCGCCAAAUGGGCGCUUUUCUGGCUCUGCUGGGCCGGCGCUGUCCAGGGUAUGGUGGUGAAUGGGUUCGUGAACGUGGUGAUCACGACGAUUGAGAAGAGGUUUGGACUGAGGUCUAUGCAGACGGGAGUUAUAGCUGGAGGAUAUGACAUGGCAUCCUUCAUCUGCCUGGCCCCAGUCACUUACCUGGGCGGGCGGCAGGGCGCCUCGAAGCCCCGCUGGCUGGGCUGGGGUGCCCUCAUUAUGGGCGCGGGCUCGCUCAUGUUCGCCCUACCACACUUCCUGGUGCCGCCCUACAGGGCCGCGCACAGGGAGCAACUGGACGUCUGCCAUGGGAACAGUACCGUGUCGUCCUACCUCUGCGAGGAAAACGGGCCAACUGAAGGUGGCUCCUGGGCGGUGGCCAUCUUCGUUCUGGCUCAACUGCUGCACGGCGCUGGUGCCACGCCACUCUUCACUCUAGGAGUAACUUACAUUGAUGAGAACGUUUCGAAGAAGAUGUCAUCGGUGUAUCUUGGUGUGUACUACACAAUGGCGGUGGUGGGCCCAGCGCUGGGCUACGUUGUGGGUGGACAGAUGCUCAAGAUCUAUACGGAUUUCGUUACUGUGGACUCGGAAGCUCUCGGCAUAACUCCAGUGAGCUCCGUGUGGAUCGGCGCGUGGUGGAUCGGGUUUCUGUUAUCAGCUCUUCUCUGCCUCAUAGUGGCAGUUCCACUGCUGGCUUUCCCCUACGAGCUCCCAGGUGCUGAAGAAAUCCGGAACUCCAAAGUUUCCGAAGCCCACGACUCAGCCUCCAAAUCCGCCGCCUUCAGCUCUCUCCGAGAAUUGCCCAGAGCGGCUACAGCGCUGCUUCGGAACCCUACGUUCCUGUUCCUGAACCUGGCUGGCGCUAGCGAGGGCAUGCUAAUAUCAGGCUUCGCCGCGUUCCUGCCCAAGCUGAUUGAGAACCAGUUCGCGGUUAGCGCGUCGGAGGCUGCUCUGUUGUUAGGUGUCAUCACAGUCCCUGCGGGCGGAGGUGGGACAUUCCUCGGAGGCUGGCUGGUCAAACGCUGGAACCUCGCCUGUGCCGGCAUCAUCAAGUUAUGCGUGGCUGCAACGUUGGUCGCUGCUGCCUUCACGUUUAGCUUUGUGCUGACGUGUGACGAUUAUCCCUUUGCUGGCGUCACUGUGGGAUAUAACUCUCCUAGUGUGGCUGGCUCCGACCGAUUGUCAGCGGCCUGCAACACCAACUGCGGGUGCUCCGGCGCGGCGUUCGCGCCCGUCUGCGGCGCCGACGGCCUCGUCUACUACUCGCCCUGCCACGCCGGCUGCACCCAGGGAGUGCUGGCCGGGGCUGCUCAGCUAUACAGUGAUUGUGCUUGUAUUGGCAAUGGAACCUCGCUCUACAGUGUUCCAGAUUCGAACGUGUCAGUCCCGUACGAAGCCAUCAACAGUAUCUGUAGCUCGUCCUGCCCUUAUCUGUGGCUGUUCGUGUUCCUCUCCUUCUGUGUCAUGCUGUUCACGUUCAUAGCUACCAUGCCUGCUCUUUCUGCCACCCUGAGAUGCGUACGCGAAGACCAGCGUUCAUUCGCCCUCGGCAUCCAAUGGAUCAAGGUCCGUCUGCUCGGCACCAUCCCAGCUCCACUACUCUUCGGAUUCCUCAUCGACCUGUCGUGUUCGUUGUGGGCGCGGACCUGCGACCGCUCUGGGGCUUGCUUGCUUUAUGACAACUACAACAUGAGCAGGUACAUGCUAGCCCUAGCCCUCCUAGGCAAGCUCUGUUCUCUUCUCUUCUUCUUCCUAGCCUGGUGGUUCUACAGACCGCCCGGCGGCAAGACCGGCAACGCCGUCGUACCUUCAGUAGACCUUGUGGUCUGCGCCGAGAAGACCAACGGUAAUGUUGCCAACGGGGAUAAAGUGGGCAACGGGUAUUGUAACGCGGCGUUAGAGUGUAGUGAGCAUUUGUAAGACUAUUUGGUAAAGGACUUUUUUUAAGUAGUCUGGCCUGGUAAGUGGUAAUGGAUGUUAAGAUAUUCUGAUUUUGGCACCCCUUUAUACGGAUAGCCUUAGUGCUAUUUUAUACUGAAUUUACAUGCUUGUACUGAAUUUAUAUGAGUAAUGAAGGAAUCAUCAUACUUUUGUCGAAACCCAUAAAAUACCAGUAAACUUUGCUCGAAAUAUUGAACAUACCAAUGAAUGUUAUCUUCGAGGGGUUGUUAGAUUUAGAUUUGCCUUGGCAAACAAGCUACAUUUAUUACCUAAAAAUACCUAAUACUUAGGUAUCCAGUAUUUUAUAUUUAGGUAAGCAGGUGAAUGGUAAUUUUACCCAUUUCUGAAAUCUUUUUGUUUCAAGUAGCUUUGCUCGGAAGUCGGUAUAAUUAGUCAAUUUUAUCGAUAAGUGCUAUAUACCUAUUUAUUGUUAAAAAGUUUUUGAUAACUUGGUACCAAUUGUACCAAUAAUUAUUACCAUAAGGUCCAUACCUAAAUACCAGUCGCAAAUUGAAUUAUUCCGAUUAUUCGUUAGUACCCUCUAGACAUUUCAGAAAGAUGUGGGUAGUUUUAAAAGAAUUAGAAUAAAUCAAUUAAGCAAGUAAAUUACGCACAUGGAAAACAUCCACAUUUUGAUUUAUUAAGACAGAUGUUUCGGUUUUGUUUUGCCAUUUUUACUGUUAUUUAGAACUACCCUCGAUUUUCCCGAGAUAUAUUAACGAAUGUACAUUAUUAAUGAUUCCAAAUAUUCCUAGGUACCUCCUGACUUGUCAGUACGGUAUCAAUUCAGUACGUAUUAGUAUUCCAUGAUUGCGUAAUCAGACUGAUCAGCUUCCCCGUCAAUCAGGUUUUCAGGUGGCAGUAAUGUUACACCGAUUUCUUACUGCCAAGUCAGGAAAGGGCCUUUAGUUAAGGCAAAAAUUCAUUCAUUGUGUUGUAAGUAUAUAAUCUAAGACAAAUGCCUCGAAUUUGACAGUGUUGGUGGCGUUGUUCGGUCUGUGUCUGUAGGGGGCAGCACAAGAGCCCAUCCUAAAUGUCAAGCUAAAGCUACUAGUUUACGCCACAAGAUGGCAGAACCUACGUGCGUUGCGUGUGUCAAUGUCAAAGUUUAUGUUUCCGAUUUAGGCCACAAGAUCUUCUUCAAGUAUCAAACUCAGAGGCACGAUUUUUUCGUAGAGUCAUGUUUACGUUUGCACCUACUUACAAUGAAUGAAUAUUUGGAUAAGGCCUGUUGUAAUUGUAAAGUAUCUGUGAUGUGUAGUUUUAACAAUAUUUAUGUGAACGUUCAUAUUACUUUAGGGUUUUAAAAGUUGUAUUAUAUUUGAUUAUUAAUUAAGCGUGUGUAAUUUUAUAAAAAUAUUAAUUAACACGUAAAGUGUUUUACAAGAGUUAAUAGAUAAUCGAACUUGGUUAGCCGUGUGUAGGUGUAUAUUAAAAUAUUAGUUCAUGAAAUCUACCGCAAAAUUUGUCUGUCUGUGUUGCUGUGUCUGUCGGUCUGAGAGCAAUGAGCGAUUUUUUUCAACACGGGAUUCCCGAGACACAACAUGAACUACAACCGAGUUAAUUUAUCUAUUAUUUUUCUUUGAUCGCCAAGAACGCAUUUAAACACCCGCACAAAAAACGCCAUGACGCGUAUGCACGUCAAGAAUUAACGGAUAAAUUCUGUUAUAAUGCAAAUAUGUUUAUGUAAUUUUAUAUUAUUAUUCUAGUCCUUAUCUAUUACUAAGUUCUGAUUUUAAAUAGAUUUUUAAUCGAGCAUAAUAAUUAUAUCCUACCUUUUUAUUAAUUUCGGCGGUUUGCGACUGUGGUGUUAAAGCAAUUUCUUGGAGAACGGGCCUGGCAAUCAAAGGAUUAAUGUAAAACACAUAAUAAUCCAAAUUUUGCUGCACUAAGCAAAAAAAUUAAACUUAAAUACCUACUAGACUAGAAAAGUACAAUGUGUAACGGCACAAUUUUAAUAUAUUUAAUCGGAUUUUUAUAUAUUUAUUUGGUCACUUAUUAUAAAUGUUUAUUGUUAUUUUACGAUAUAAUUGUACUAUGAGCAUAUAACAUUGCACCGUCAUAGCAUUUAUAGUAUAAUUCGUUUAACAUCUUCACAAUUCACAUUAUUAUGCAAUAGUUAUUUACGAUACAAGUGCAGAAAAGAGAAAAUUCGAAACGAGUGGCGAUAAAUUAAAUUAAAACACGACCGAAGGGAGUGUUAUAAAUCGACACGAGUUUGCGAAUUACCUAUUCGCACGUGUAUCGUACAACGUUUUACAGUACAUAUGGCCCUUUAAACUUUUGACAUACGCACGGAAAGUAGGACCAUAUGUACCUACUGUAAAUAUAGUUUCUAACAGUGAAUUAAGAGAUCUAUUAGGCAAGAAGUGUAGUUCUAGUUAAUAUAAAAUAUUGCCGUAUUUAAGGCCACUAUUAUAGGAUAGGUAUAGGUAUCAAAAGCAUAC